This is a messenger RNA of Fusarium musae, 390 nucleotides long. RefSeq lists its product as uncharacterized. Bases 1 to 390 code for a protein of 129 amino acids. The transcript has 2 exons. The record is from RefSeq and is a predicted model, not a curated record. NCBI's taxonomy places the organism in Eukaryota, Fungi, Ascomycota, Sordariomycetes, Hypocreales, Nectriaceae.
AUGACUGAAAACGCAGACAAGACAGCCGAGCCCGAAACAGGUGGAGGGGCUCGCCUCACCACAGCCCCAAUUCAAGACGCACCCAGCAAAUCAGAGGAGGAUUCAAAUGUGCAACAGGUCCAGGAUGAAGACGAUGAUGAUGACAGAAAAGCCCAUGUGGCUCGUUACAAUAACAAUGUUCCCUUACCUAUCAGACGCUCACUUUUGCCUAAGUUUCCUUUCGAAAUUGGAGAGACUGUCUGGAUUGUACAACCAGGCUACCGUGCACCACGAGGGGAAUUCCGCAUUACAAAGGUGCACCCCGACGACUUGUUUGAGCUUGUUGAUUGUGCAAACAAUGUCAUGCACCCAGAUUUAGUGGAGGGCAAGUAUUUAAGGCGUGAUAUCUAA